AUGUCCCCUGCACCAGCAUCUGUUCUGCGGGACACCCCUCCGGACGGGGGCUGGGGCUGGGCUGUGGUGUUUGGGGCCUUCAUCUCUAUCGGCUUCUCGUAUGCCUUCCCCAAAGCCCUCACGGUCUUCUUCAAAGACAUCCAGCUGAUCUUCGGUGCCUCCUACAGCCAGAUUGCAUGGAUUUCUUCCAUCAUGCUUGCAGCAAUGUAUGCCGGUGGACCUAUCAGCAGUAUUCUGGUCAAUCGCUAUGGAAGCCGGCCUGUGGUCAUAGCUGGUGGAGUGAUGUGUGGCGUUGGUAUGGUUUCUGCUUCUUUUGGCAAUACCAUUACGCAUUUGUACAUAUGCGUAGGAGUCAUUGGAGGAUUUGGUCUCUCUUUUAACCUCCAGCCAUCCGUCACCAUCAUUGGGAAGUACUUCCAAGUCAAGAGGCCGUUAGCCAAUGGGUUGGCCAUGGCAGGAAGUCCAGUCUUCCUCUGUACCUUAGCACCUAUCAACCAGUUCCUGUUUAACCAAUUUGGCUGGAGGGGCAGUUUCUUCAUCCUGGGAGCUCUGCUGCUCAACUGCUGUGUUGCCGGCUCUCUCAUGAGGCCCAUUGGUCCAAAGCCAACUGGAGACCAACUCACGCAGACAAACGGAACCCCAAAGAAACCUACCACUGACCGGUCUGAGGCCCAGGUGAAUGGACACAACACACAGUUGGAGAAAGGCUGUUUGGACAACUUCAACAAGUUACUGGACCUCUCGCUCUUCAAACACAGGGGCUUUCUGAUCUACAUCGUAGGGAACGCGGUGAUGUUCUUUGGUUUCUUCGCCCCUGUAGUGUUCCUGGCCCCUUACGCCCUGAGCCAUGGCUUCGACGAGUAUUCCUCCGCCUUCCUCUUGUCCAUCAUGGGCUUCGUAGACAUGUUUGCCAGGCCGUUGACAGGGCUGAUGGCUAACACUAAAUGGAUCAGGCCCAGGAUACAGUACUUCUUCAGCUUUGCCAUCAUCUAUAAUGGUUUAUGCCACCUGCUGUGUCCCUUGGCCAGUGGGUACGGGGGGCUGGCGGCCUACUCAGUGUUCUUUGGCAUAGCAUUUGGAAUGGUGUGUGCCCUGCUGUUUGAGACGCUCAUGGACCUGGUGGGGCCUCAGCGGUUCUCCAGUGCAGUGGGACUGGCCACCAUCAUAGAGUGCUGCCCCGUGCUCCUGGGACCACCUAUUGGAGGAGCCUUGGUGGACACCUUUGGUGACUACACGUACCUGUACCUCAUGUGUGGAGCGGUGAUGGUGUUCGCAGGACUCUUCCUCUUUGUUAUGAACGUCUACAACUACAGGAUGCUGGAGCGGGAGAGGCGGCAGGAGGAGGGACAGGUAGAGGAGGGCUGUGAGAGCCAGGACCAGGAGCAGGGGCUGGGGCUGAGGGAGAGGGGAGAGCCCUCCUCAGAGGAGCAAGGAGAGGCAGGGAAGGAGGCUAAGAAGCAACAAAUCCCCUAG
This is a messenger RNA of Salvelinus namaycush (lake trout), 1473 nucleotides long. RefSeq names its product monocarboxylate transporter 2-like. Gene Ontology annotation, cellular component: membrane. Gene Ontology annotation, biological process: transmembrane transport; monocarboxylic acid transport. NCBI's taxonomy places the organism in Eukaryota, Metazoa, Chordata, Actinopteri, Salmoniformes, Salmonidae. The record is from RefSeq and is a predicted model, not a curated record. Bases 1 to 1473 code for a protein of 490 amino acids. The transcript has 4 exons. Gene Ontology annotation, molecular function: monocarboxylic acid transmembrane transporter activity.